Mytilinidion resinicola is the source of this 874-nucleotide messenger RNA. RefSeq lists its product as uncharacterized. The transcript has a single exon. The record is from RefSeq and is a predicted model, not a curated record. The coding region runs from base 125 to 697 and encodes 190 amino acids. NCBI's taxonomy places the organism in Eukaryota, Fungi, Ascomycota, Dothideomycetes, Mytilinidiales, Mytilinidiaceae.
CUCUGAUUAUCAUGGCCUUCGAGACAUCUUCAGCCGCCAGCCCCUCUAUCAUAAAGUCCUUGGUUGCGCGCCAUCUGUUCAAGGCUCUGUUUUGGAGCGGAAUGCUGCUGCUUCCCCUCUCGACAUGGUUGAUGUGCUGUAUGACCAGAUCCGCCAAUUCGAGCGCAUCAUGCGACCAGGCUUGAAGCUGGGCAGGGCUGGGAUCCAGACAUCUCCGACCGACCUUCAAAUCCAGAUGCUUUGCCGAGUCUUCGCACGGCUUGCCAUUCUCGUAGGUGUGGACUACGUGGGCGUUGGCUGGGCUUCCACAGCUCUCAUCGUGCCUGCUGACGACCUAAGGAAUGAAGUCUUUCAGCUCCAUGUUUCCAGCUUUUAUGGCGGCAGUUCUUCUUGCGGCGGGAUCCAUGCUUGCGGUGGCACUGUAGUAUGGCUAGCCACUCCUUUCACUGGAGGUUAUAAGUCGUCAUCUGAAAGGUUUCAAAUCUCCAUUUGCUACUCUAUCAGUCCCUUUCAACUCCUUUCGAGUACUGUUACACGUAGCCCCUUUCCCUGUUCUCCUCACACGUUCCAGCUUUAUACCUUUGUUGACUCUACAAUGUCUCAACACAUCGCCUUCAACAUAGACCACCGCUGCCCGAUUCGAAGACUCCGUUUCGUGACUCAGAUUAGCGGUAGCAUCAGUGUUUUUGGACGCUGAGUGGCCAGAACCUCACACCACUUACUCAUGGCUGUACUAUGUAGAUUGACUUGAUUGACAGAUCGGCAUCGAACGAAGCGAGUUUGUCUACCCCUAUUCUAUCGACGAUUAUGCGAAUCACAAACCUCCACCAAGACAGCAAGCCUCAACGCCCACCUGAAAUCAAAACAUACCUGU